CUCCCAAAAUUUCCUCUCUACAAUUCAAUCAAUACCCGCCAAUAAACAAAUAAUACUCUAAAUUUUCUUUAUAUAAAAUAAAAUCCCUUCUCGAUUUCGAGCAAAUUCACCUACUUUCUUCAAAACCCAUUUCUGAAAUUCAAUUUUGGAUAAUCUUGCACAACACCCACUUCAAGAUUUUCUAUUGUUGCUUUUUUUUGUAAAAUAAUUAAUAAAUAAUAAUGGGUAGUAAAUGGAGAAAAGUGAAGAUGGCUUUGGGAAGUAAUUUUUGUGUUUAUGUGCCUACUGAUAAUACAGAGGAUUCGCCACCGCAGUCAGGGAGGUUUUCCGGUGCAGCUUUGUUGUCUCCGGCGUCGGAGCAGUGGAAUUCCGGUGCCUCUGCGGCGGCUCCCAGGCCAUGGUCUCCGGCUUUACGUUUGUCUAAAAGCUUGAGUAGAUCUUCUAAGAAAUGCACAAUAUGUUUAACAUCAAUGAAAAGAGGAGAAGGCCAAGCCAUUUUCACUGCAGAGUGUUCACAUUCUUUCCAUUUUCAUUGCAUUGCUUCAAAUGUUAAACAUGGAAACCAAAUUUGCCCAGUUUGCAGGGCGAAAUGGAAAGAAGUACCAUUACAAGGUUCAGCCGGUUUAGAUAUUCCAUUAGGGGGAACACAAAUUAGCCCCAUAAAUUGGGCACAAGAUAAUCCGGUAAUGACAAUAAUUCGCCCAUUUCCACAACGACAAAACUCCAAUCGUCGUGUCGCAGCCCCUAUAUUUCCGUUAAGUGAGCCUGCUGUCUUCAAUGAUGAUGAAGCAUUGGAUUUACAAAGCUCAACCAAGAAUAUUGAUACAACGGAUGGCUCAUCUUUUAAAAGGUUAUUACUGGAAACAUAUACUGAGGUUCCAGCCGUAUCACGGUUGACUGUUGUUAAUGAUUUUACAGUUAUGGUCCACCUCAAAGCACCCGUUUCUACUUUUGGAGUUAACUCCGGGUCUACAGUCAGCCAGGUUAACCAGAACUCACGAGCCCCAGUUGAUCUUGUAACAGUUCUUGAUAUUAGUGGUUCCAUGGCAGGCACAAAGCUUGCGUUACUUAAACGGGCCAUGGGUUUUGUGAUACAGAAUCUAGGACCGGCUGAUAGACUGGCAGUGAUUGCAUUUUCUUCCACUGCCCGUCGCCUCUUCCCACUCAGGAAAAUGUCGGAUACAGGGAAGCAACACGCCCUCCAAGCUGUCAAUUCGCUGGUAGCAAAUGGUGGAACAAAUAUUGCUGAAGGGUUGAGAAAGAGUGGUAAAGUGAUGGAAGACCGCCGUGAGAAAAACCCUGUUGCUAGUAUAAUUCUAUUAUCGGACGGUCAAGAUACUUAUACUGUGGGCAGCAGUUUGGUUUCAGGCAGUACUCAAAACCGGUCGAAUAAGUCAAACCUGCCAUUGCUUAUUCAUCCAGGGGUCCAAAUUCCGGUUCACGCCUUUGGUUUUGGGGCAGACCAUGAUGCUACGUUGAUGCACUCAAUUUCUGAGGUAUCCAGAGGGACGUUUUCAUUCAUUGAAACGGAAAGUGUGAUUCAAGAUGCGUUUGCUCAAUGCAUCGGCGGACUUCUAAGUGUCGUGGUCAAAGGUCUACAAGUGAUUAUUGAGAGUGCUAACCCGAACAUUCUAUUAAGAUCUUUAAAGGCUGGCAGUUACAAGAAUCAGUUGAUGCCAGAUAGGAAAUCCGGGUGUAUUGAUGUUGGGGAUUUGUAUGCUGAUGAAGAGCGAGAUUUUCUCGUCUCUAUCAACAUCCCAGAGGAGACGGGCUUCACGUUUCUGAAUGAGACAUCAUUAUUGAAGGUUAACUGUUAUUAUACGGAUCCAUUGACAAAAGAAACCGUUAAGUUAGUGAGUGAAAAUGUUACAAUCAAAAGACCAGAAAAUCUUGGAAAAGAAAAUGUUGUUUCCAUUAAAGUUGAUAAACAAAGAAACCGAUUACAAUCGGCAGAGGCCAUGGAACAAGCAAGAAUUGCAGCCGAAGAGGGUGAUUUAACACGAGCUGUUAGUAUCCUCGAGAAUUUCCGGAAGGUCCUCUCUGAAAGUGUAUCUGCUAAAUCAGGAGACCGCCUUUGUAUGGCACUAGAUGCUGAGCUCAAGGAAAUGCAAGACAGAAUGGCUAGCAGGCAUAUGUAUGAGCAUUCAGGAAGAGCUUAUGUGUUAUCGGGUCUAAGCUCACACUCUUGGCAAAGAGCCACGGCUCGUGGAGAUUCAACUGAUGGUGCAAGCCUGGUUCAGGCCUACCAAACUCCAUCAAUGACUGAGAUGUUAACUCGGUCCCAGGCUAAUUUGGUUCAGCCUGCUUGGUCAUCACUUACAUCCGAACCAAGGCCAAGGUGAAGUUUCUCAAGUCUUGUAUCUAGACUUGUAAUUUUUGAUAUGAAAUUAUAUACAUGUAAAGAAAUAAAGUCUUGCAAUUUUACUGGCGUAAUUUGGUGAAAGUGUGAUUAGGGUUCUUGAUUUUGAUUUUUGGGUUCAAAUGUAACUUCUUGGGGGAUGAUGUACAUAAAGCAGAAAUGGCUUUUGGGGUAUAUCAUAUGUAUGUCUUUGUUUGUUGUUAUACUAAGGAUAAUUGGAAACAUUAUUCUUCUACAUCUUUUAGCUGAUAGUACAACAAUUAUAUA
Messenger RNA from Erigeron canadensis, 2626 nucleotides. RefSeq names its product E3 ubiquitin-protein ligase WAV3-like. The record is from RefSeq and is a predicted model, not a curated record. The transcript is spliced from 2 exons. NCBI's taxonomy places the organism in Eukaryota, Viridiplantae, Streptophyta, Magnoliopsida, Asterales, Asteraceae. The coding region runs from base 222 to 2342 and encodes 706 amino acids.